CGGCUCAUGACUUCAGACCAGGAAGGGAAAGAUCUAGCUGAGCCAGAGGAGCAGCAAGGGCAGGAAGUGAGGAAGAAAGAGAUUCCUCUUUUGGUAAAGUAUUUUCUUGUUUUGUUUAAUCUGGUCUGUUUUUGUUCCGUCUCUCUCUCUCUCUCUCUUUCUGUGUGUCUGUCUCUCUCUUGCUCUCUGUCUCUUGCUAUCUCUCUCUUGCUCUCUGUCUCUUGCUGUCUCUCUCUUGCUGUCUCUCUCUCUCUCUGUGUGUCUGUCUCUCUCUCUCUGUGUGUCUGUCUCUCUCUCUCUGUGUGUCUGUCUCUUUCUUGCUCUCUGUCUCUUGCUGUCUCUCUCUUGCUCUCUCUCUUGCUGUCUCUCUCUCUCUCUCUCUCUCCCUUCUCAAACUUCUUAGAGAAUAUUUUGGCCCUGGCCUGCGUAUAAAGCGAGUGAGUGUUUUAAGGUGGAGUUUAAAAGCGGAGACUCGCCCAGAGCUUGAGUUUGAGUUUGAUUGACAGCUCCACAUGCGAGACACUUGUACAAAUUUAAAUGUGCUAUUUUGAGCGUGGGGAGGGGGGUCAAGCGCCAUAUUGUACCUCCGCUUUCUUUCUCUAUCCCUCUCUCUUGGUCAGCCACGCUGAGAGCAGUUGCUUCAGGUUUGUCUGCUGGAAGGAUUUUUACUUUAAAAUUUAACAUGGGGUGUUGUUUUAGUAAAGAGCUGAACCCUAAUCCGGUCGGCGAAAAAACGAGUCUUCUUCAGACGUCUGUUACUGAAAGCUGCACGGAUCAGGAUGUUAAACAAUACUCUUCUGUGACCGAGCUGGCUGAAGAGAAGCAUUCCGAGUACGGCCAGACCAACAGAGCCAUGGACGUGAGGAUUGAUGCCUCCUCCACCAAACUCUCAGCAAGUCUCAGUGCUAGUGAUAUGAGAAGCCGCACGGCGGCGUGGGACGAGUUUAACGAUGACUCUCGUAAUAAACCCCUGGGGGGCGUUUCAAAAGAUUCAGACCUUCAGACGGAGACGGCGGUGUUGAAAUCUGUAAAACGGAGAAUAGCUGAAAAUGUAGUAAAACGAGCCAACUGGUUCUGUGAAGUUGAGUCGUCUCAGCGAGCAGAUUCAACUCGUUUUAGACCCCGAUGUGAGAGCAAGACUGCUGCAGACGCACUCGUACCAAACGGUCGUCACGUCACAGCCACGUGUACGUCGGAUGACGUCAGCCUGGAGGUCUCGAUCACUCAGGAGCAUGUUCAAGCAGAGUGCAGCACAAAUCAAAAACCUGAUGUUUUCUUUACAACCAAAUAUCUGUACGAUGGUCUCCUCGAUUCAGAUGAGAAAAGAUCUGAUUUUCUCACAUCAGGGAGAACCCAAAGCUUCUACAGUAUCUGCUCGAUUGAUGCAGAUGAUCUCAGAGGUGAGAAAGAACCGGCAGCCAUGACACACCCUGCAACGUUUGAUCACACAGAUUUAUUAGCUAAUACUGAAACAAAGGUCUUUAUCAACACCUCACUGAGUAACGCAGCUUUAGAAACUUUCAUUGGGACCAAAGAAACACAAGAAGAUGGUGAGAUAGUGUCUGAAGAUCUCCCAGCAGAAACGCUGCCCCAUGUGCUCCCUGACGUCAUCGGGACGUUUUGUGAUGCAGGCUCGCGUGAAGACGCAGCAUCAGAAACCCGUUUUUCUGUUCCUUCUGAAGACAUCGUGAUGGAGAUGAGUGGAAAGCAUGGACACACAUCACACAUCACUGGUUUGCACAAGACUGUCGACGAAACCAUUCCUGAUCUGUUAGAAGGAAACGACCGGCUCAGUGACUCAGUGGUGGAUCAUACAGAUGUGGACUGUACAUGUCAGACACGUGUCAACACAGAUGCAGAAUUAAUGAACGAACUAGACGUGACAGAAAUGGGUUGUGAACUUCUUCAUUGCUCAGAAACCCCAGAGCAAGAACUCAAAAGUGUCUCCUCACAGUCCAGAAACUCAGACAAUCAGGAGAAUCAUUUAAAUAGUUGUGUCGACUGUAGAGAACCCAAACCAGUAGAACCCAAUACAAAGGUGGACCUCAGCGUGAUGAGAGAAGUACUGCAUGAACUCGAGCCAUGUUCUCGUGUAAAACCUGAUCAUGAGUUUUUACGCUCUGAAGUCUCCAGCGUGUCUCAGGUUAUUGAGGAUGACCCUUCAUCUUUUGUUACUUCUGCAUUAGAAAGUGAUCUGAAGACGCGAGGGUUUAUCACAGAGAGCAGCUCCCGAGACGCUGACGUGUUAAACCUGAGCUGUAAAUCCUGUUUAUCUCCUGCUAAAGACGGCGUGACAGAACCGGCCGAGUCCAUAUGUUCUUAUGCUGAAAGGGAAGACCCGGCCACAGAACCGGAACCCAGAUCUGAGUUUAACUCUCAUCAGAACUUAAACUCUUUGACAUCAGAAGAUAUUUCAGGAGGAAACGGUGAUGCGCUUCAGCCGGUGACAUUUCAGACAGGGUUAGUUGAUUACUCUGGGUUUGAUGCAUGUUCCCUGCUGAAUCACUUUGAUGCAGAAAAGAGAGAAAUUAACUUUGGCAUGGAGGACGUCACCUGUCACAUCUCAUCCACCGAGCUGUCAGACCUAGCGCAGGAAUCUGAGCGUGUAGAGACGAGCGAGAAUUCUGUGCAUAUAAACUCCAACACUGAUUACUGCCGUCCUCUCCACGCUAAUCAGAGUUUAGUGAAGGAUUUGGGAGAUGCUUUACAAAACCCUGAAGAUCUCAAAACCAGUGAAAAACAGAUGUUUCCAGCUACAGCUCAAGAAAGUUUUAACAUGAAGGAAGAAGAUGAAUGUUGCCUGAAAGAGAAGGAGACCCUGAUUAAACCCGAAUGCUUUAAUGAACACGUGCUGGAAGGACCGAAUCAGAUUUCGUUAAGUAUCUGUCCUGUUAAAACUCCUGAAAAGGAACUGCAGAAUUCCAGGUCCAUGAAUUUUGACUUUACUUUUGGCAGAAAUAACGAUGAGCAGGUGAUGUGUUUAUUUCUGGAAGGCAGCCGGGAAAACACAACUCUUUCUGUCCAGUCGUCUGGUCAGGCCGAGCCGCAUGACACCUUCGAGAGCGCCACAUCGUCUAUAAACAGUACACAGUGCCAGAGCGCUCACGUUCUCACACACACUUUUUUGGGGAAGACUCACACGCAAAGCUCCUCCGAGCCGCCCAAUCACGAGCCAGAAUUGACACACGGAGAUGUGCAGGACGUGCACACGAUCGGCUCUGCCGAGCAGCAGGUGGUGAUCGACUACAGAGUUCCUCUUGGGAGAACCAUGAGACCGAUUUUUGAAAUUGGAGAACCAGCACAUGCCUUAGAAGGACAUGAUCGCUUUGAUGAAGGCAUGGAGUGCUUUGUGACGAGCAGACUUCAGGGAUAUCAGCUUGAUGGGUUGCAUGCUUCAGGUUGUAGUCUCGGAACUGCUGGAAUGUGCCCCACCCCCAAUUUCAGUGACGAUAACAAGGCUAUCCCUCUCCCCGUCGAACCUGGCCAGGUCGACCUGUUCGCCAGCACGCCUUCGUACGAGAUUCACUUUCUCGGCCCAAACGCCAUCACGGUCCCGGUACAGGUCGAAAAUCCACAAAGUCUGACCUCCACAAACGAUUUGGAAAGAGAACGAGGUGUUCUAAACAUGGUUUCGGACCUUCUCGGUAAAUCUGAGGUGAACGAGGACGGAGACUGCAGUCACUUCCUGUCUGUGUGGGCGCGAGAACCUGAGCUGGAGUCAGCGUGGCAGUAUGGUUUCUCUGAGGCAGACCUGAUGGGACGAGACGGACAGGAGGAGGGUAAAGCUGAUUCAGCUCUCGACUCCAAGCGUGUCCAAGCCUUCACAGAGGCGUACCCGUACAGCCUGGUAGUUUCUGAUGGGGCCUGUGUGUGGGAUUGGCAAAAUACUUACGGGGAACUCGAAUCCACCAAGGUCUCAGACCUUAACCCUAACGCAAAAGCAUGGGCCAGUUAUAUUCCUAACCAGGAGGCAUCUGGACGGGCCUACACACACGGUCUCCAGUCAUGGGUCGACUCCAGUGACGCAGGAAACACUAGCUCACGAGGUUAUGUGCCUGGUGAUGAUGGUGAGAAAUGGAAUGAAGAACCACAAGUACCCGUCUCAGUAGGACUGCCUUCAGCAGAACCACCAGAACCUGUGGAUAUGGAAACAGCAGAAAAUCAGUUACCCACCAACAUAAAGGGAAGUGAUGGCUCAGAUUCUUCCAAGCAGCUUGAAGACCUCAGAGAGCAGCUGAAGGCUACGCUGGAGUUUUGUCUCUCCAGGGAGAAUCUCGCCAACGACAUGUACCUCAUCUCUCAGAUGGACAGCGAUCAGUACGUGCCCAUCGUGACUGUAGCUAAUCUCGAUCAGAUCAAGAAGCUCAGCACGGAUGUCGAUCUUAUUGCAGAUAUUUUAAAGACACUUCCUCUUGUGCAAGUGGAUAAAUGUGGUGAGAAAGUGCGACCGAAUCAGAAUCGCUGCAUCGUUAUCCUCAGAGAGGUUCCUGAAGCCACUCCCGUUGAGGAAGUGGAGUCGCUCUUUAAGAGUGAUAAAUUACCCAAAUUUGUCCAUUGUGAGUUCGCCUAUAACGAUAACUGGUUCAUCACGUUUGAGUCCGAGGCAGAUGCGCAGCUGGCGUAUCAGUAUCUCAGAGAGGAAGUGAAGACUUUUCAAGGAAAGCCUAUAAAGGCGAGGAUCAAGGCCAAGGCCAUUGCGGUCAACACUUUUGUGCCAAAGAAUGGAUACAGACCCGUGGACAUGUCCUCAAACCUGCAGCAGCGCUAUACCUCAUACUACAUCCCGCCUGCGUUUGGGGCGCAGCAGCAGUUCCCCCCGUUCUACAGACUAGUCACUCAUCAGGGCUGGUCCACCACACAGGGCUACUUGGAUCAUAGUUUGGUUACUCCUUUCACUAAUCCUGGAUUCAUCAACGGCUUCGCUGGAUCUCCCGCUUUUAAAUCAGCCGCUCCACCUUUAACUGCCAGAUCGUUCCAACCCAGGAAUCGGAACCACAAUAAGAGCCACAUUCGACCCUCAGCACCAGCUGCAGAACGAGGAACCGGUUUGUUGGAGAACCCCGGUUCCUUCACCAGCUCUACAGAGCGCAUUCCCAACGGGACCCGGCCUCCACAAGCACAUCAGCUGGGCAGCCGGCCGAGAUUACCCAGCGCUCCGAGUUACCCUCGUAGGGAGCAGGUCGGGAGCGGACGCAUGGAGAUGAAUGGAGCAGAUUAUUCACCUGUCUUGGGGAGGGGAAGGAGAAAUGGCUAUGGCUACAAGAAAAGGAGAGAAGAUAAGUUUACAAAAGCGUCCACACAGUCGCCCCCUCCAGCCCAGGAGCGUGUUCCUUCUCCCAGUUUUGAGCUGGGACUGUCGAGUUUCCCUCCCCUGCCUGGUGCUGCUGGAAAUCUCAAACCUGAAGUGAAGACUGAGAGCAGCCUGGAGAACCGACUGUCUGACAUCGUCACUGGAGCGGCUAAAGACAAGCCUGUAAAUAAGGACACCAUGAGCAGCCGUGUGAGUUCAGGAACCCACAGAGAACCAACACAGACUGUUAAUCCUGUUCCUCAGCCUGCAGUGGAACAGCAGAACCCACUGUCUCCCACCUGCAAACUGAGCUCAGUGAAGUCACAGGAAGUAAAGCUGAAGGAGAUGAGCUCACCUGUAGAGGUACCUGCACUGUCCGAUCCUAAAAGUCCAACUCCAGUCCAGAUUACUCCAACUACAGAGCCCCGGAAGCCGAGUUACGCAGAGAUCUGUCAGAGGAUACGGGAGGCACCGACGCAGCAGCCACCAGUCGAGUCCAAACCCACCACCUCUUCUCCUCCUUCCACAGAAGAACCCGCCUCACUCGACUCUGCAGAACCCAAAUGCAGAGAACCCCGGCCCGUGUCUGCCAAACCUGCGCCUCACCGAGCCAGAGAGGCCUGGAAGUGUCAUCAGGGGGUCGGAGACACGGCGCCUCAGUCCUGAGAACCGAGCGGUGACUGAGGAGCGAACACUCGGCGGGUCGGGGCGCUCAGUACCGUCUCUUGGCUCGACCCGGCUGCACAUGCACAUAGUGAACACGGACACUGGAAUCAGGGCCUGCAGAUGACCGCACUCAUGGGUGCAUGAGGGUUCUCAUUUUUACCCCGUUUUCAUUUACCACAGGUUUAUUUUUCGUUUAUGAGAUGUGGGGUUGUGGGUUGUUGUAGGAGGACAGUGGGAUAAAUUUACCUGCACUGUCAGACAUGAAGCUUUUUUUUUUUGACAGAGGUCAGGGAUUUUUGUUGUUCAAGACUAAAGUAGUGCUGGUAGCAGCGAGUACAGACUGAAAUAGUGCUGAUCUGAAUUUUCAGUUCUUUGUUCUUCUUUUUUUUGCAUUGAUAUGUUUUUUAAAUCAGAAUGUAUAUAAUUUUGUAACCCCAGUGUACUGGCACUAACACACUGGUCUGAUUCUGUUUCUCUUUUCUACACCAGGCUGAACACUCGUAGCGGUGAGGCCGGCGUGAUUCAGUCUGAUUCGUGUUUAGUUUUUAUGUAAUGCGUUGCCACUGGAGAAGAGUUCUGAGCUCUGAUUUUUUUUUAAACCAGCACAAACAUGAUAAUCCUUUUUUUUUUUUUAAUCAUUUGUACUGAUGUGGUAAAGUAGCUGGUGUAACCGUUACCUUGUCCUGUGUGCAUGCCUUUUUUAUGUCUGAUUUAUUUUCCUUUUUCCAUCUACUUUCUUUCUUCUUUUUUUUAAAAACACUUUUAAUAGUUUCUCCCAUUCCUAGAGCGCUUUAGAAGUUUCUGAGCUCGUGUGUAAGAGACGUCUAUAACAACACGUCAUCACACUUUAUAAACAAAACAGUAAAAAAAAAAAAAAAAAAAAACAGGUUCUGACGUGACUGACACAACAUAUGUCUCCUAAACACUUUUCUGUGUGUGGUGAUGAUGCACUUCUCUUGUUUUGUCUAUUACAGUACAGCGUAUUUUACAGGUGUAUCGUGCAGGUGAGGUGCUCCACCUCGUCACUUCCUGUUUCGUCUCUCAGUAAGAGGAACCAUUGAGACUCAUCUCUGCAUAUUCAGAUUCUCAGAAGUUUGUUUGAGGUUGUGUGUAUAAAAUGUACAUUAUUCACUCCCUCAACCUGCUACAGUCACGGACCGUAUCUCACGUAUCUGUCACGUCUCUUCCUGAAGCUUCUCUCUCGUUUACUCGCUCGGUCACGUGUUCGGUUUGUUCUCAGAUCCUGAUGGAUAUUAUGUGCAUUUGUGUUUUUGGCAGAGAAGCCGGUCCCGUGUCGUUGUCUUCCUGCUGUGUGGAGCUCAUCACACUGCUCGGACAUCGUUAUUCUCCUAAACUGCAUUCUCCCAUUUAAUAUCUAAUGUUUUUUCUGCAAUCCAAUCAUCAUCAUCACAAACAGAUACAGGUCUGAUGAAGAACUUCAGUAUGGUCAGAAACAUCAUUAUAAUUUCACAUUGCUCCACAACUUGAUUUUUUUUUUUUAUUUUAAACUUGAAAUGUCUCUGCCUUAACUUUUUUAGAAGCAUGUUUGCAGUUAAUUUCAGAUAUAAAAUGCUGAUGUGGUUUAGGGAAGGUUCUCAGCCUGAGUUACUGUGUUUCUGUAGCACAACACUUAAGGUUAAAUUUGUUUUUUCCUCUUUCUCUCUCUUUUUUGUUUUCUUUUUUUUGUAAAAUGCUUCUGGUCAGAACUGUAAUGUGUGCACUUGGAAAUGUGUGCGUUCACUGUACAGAUGUAAAUAAUUGGGGAAAAAGUAAAAAAAUGGUACCAUAAAUUGGUUAAGAGCAAGAUGUAUUAAAAUAAAUGUGGAUGAGAAACUGGAUGCCUGAUGAGUGCUGAUGUUCUCCUGACCUGUACCUUCUCAAUCACUUUCACCACAAGGUGGUGCAGUUUAAGUUUCUAGACUGUAGCCAACAUUCAUGUUCUAAUAACUCUGUACAAAGAACUUGUACUAGACCUUUAUUCCAGUGUCUCAGCUUUCAGAGGGAGAGAAUGAUAUAGUUUGUUGUUAAAGUCUGAUUUUUAUCAUUCUAAAUAAAAACUUUGUUAAUAUAACGGUGAAGAUAAUUUAUGAUGUUAGAGUCCACAUUACACAGCAGUUAGUUCCGGUUCACUAAUCUGAUUGGACGCGUGGCAUUGUGAGAGCACUGGGGCGUGGUGCUGUGUGUAUCUCUCCUCUGUGUUCACUACAUAACAGUACAAUUCUAGCCAUAGCUCAUGACACUGAGACUGUUACUACAGGUGAUCAGGCAGUCUGUGUGUUACCAUGGCACAGUGCUCUAUCCAGCUGUAGCUUCUUUGGGAACUAUUUUUGUUGUCGGAGUAAAAAUACAAUUGGGCUGUAUUGUGUCGGAAAUGUCAGUUAAUCAAUAUAAUUUUUUUGUUUAUAGAACUGUUGUAAAAAAAUGACAUCACAGUUGCAGUCCUGCUGCUGUACUGAAUCCCACAUGGUGCAGACUAUAGAUCAUUGAGAUUACUGAGGAUGGUACCCCUUAAAAACCAUAAAGAUGCUUUGGACCUCGGUUCAUAUGAACAGUUAUGCUAUGAUGACUAUGACUACAAUUACCACAAACAGUUUUGCACUCAUGUCUCAGUUCAACAAAACAACAGACUUUCUGUAGAAACUGUAAUGAAUUUCCUGCUUACACAACUGCACUAUUUGAGCAUGUAGUAUUAUCACAUUUAUAGAAGGGGUGUAUUUAUUUAUAAUCGCACUAUCCGGUGUCACCCAGAUGAGGACGGGUUCCCUUCUGAGUCUGGUUCCUCUCGAGGUUUCUUCCUCAUAUCAUCUCAGGGAGUUUUUCCUCAGCACUGUCGCCUCUGGCUGCUCAUUAGAGAUAAAUUCAUACAUUUAACAUCUAUAUCCUGAAUUUAUAUAUUUCUGUAACGCUGCUCUGGGACAAUGUCCACUGUUAAACAUAACACUGUAUGUGUUAAAUGUACACAUAACACUGAACUGAACUUACCUUUCCAUGAAAAUACAAUAAUAACUCUAAAAACAGAAACAUUUUAAGAGUAUAUGUUGCUGUUCUAAGUUUUAUUAAUAUUUUGUGUAUAUAUACUUUAAACCUGUAUUUUUUUUUAUUAUACUGUGCAGCUGAUGAAGUCCUGUGUUGAGGUGGAAGUGUGUUUGGAUCGUUGUCUUGCUGCAUGAUGAAGUUCCUCCUGAUUAAUUUGGAUGCAUUUCUCUGUAAAUCUACAGACAGAAUGUUCCUGUAAACUUCUGAAUUCAUUCUGCUGCUACCAUCAUCAAUAAAGGUUAGUGAGAAUGUUCCAGAAUCAGCCAUGACACUACCUCCACCAUGUUUCACAGAUGAGCUUGUAUGUUCUGGAUCAUGAGCAGAUCCUUUCUUUCUCCACACUUUGGACUUUCCAUCACUUUGGUAGAGGUUCAUCUUGGUUCCAGAAUGUGUGUGGAUCAUCUCUGUAUUUCUUUGUGAAUUCCAAUCUGGAUUUCUGAUUCUUACUGCUGAUGAGUGGUCUUCAUCUUGUGGUAUGUCCUCUAUAUUUCUCCUCUCGAAGUCUUCUUCAAACAGUGGAUUGUGAGAUCUUCACCCGUGCUCUGUGGAGGUUGUUGGUGAUGUCACUGACUGGUGUUUUUGGGUUUUUCUUCACAGCUCUCACACUGUUUCUGUCAUCAGCAGCUGUUGUUGUUUUCCUUGGCCGACCCGUUCUUUGUCUGUUACUCAGUACACCAGUGGUUUCUUUCUUUUUCAGGACAUUCCAGAUUGUUGUAUUGGUUAUACCCAAUGUUUAUUUAAUGCCUCUGAUUGAUUUUCCCUUUUUUCUCAGCUUUAAAAUGGCUCAUUUCCCCCCAUAUAUAGCUCUCUGAUCUUCAUGUUGGUUUAUCCUUUUUUAACAACACAUGCAGUGUUCACAGGUGAAACUGAAGGCUAAUACCAAGAGUAGAUGUUCAGAGCUAUUUAUUGUUUAAACAAGCAAUCUAACAGGACACACCUGGGUAACAAGAAACACCUGUCAGUCACAUGGUCCAAUAUUUCUGACCACUUGAAAAAUGGGCGGACCCAAACAAAAGGUGCCAUUUUAUAAGUUAACACUAGCGAUCUAUCACUCAUUUUCAUCUAUUAAUCUCAAACCCAAAUGUUUUGAGUGUAACAAU
This is a messenger RNA of Ictalurus furcatus (blue catfish), 10092 nucleotides long. RefSeq names its product La ribonucleoprotein 4B (gene larp4b). The transcript has 16 exons. The coding region runs from base 683 to 5956 and encodes 1757 amino acids. The record is from RefSeq and is a predicted model, not a curated record. Gene Ontology annotation, cellular component: cytosol; cytoplasmic stress granule. Gene Ontology annotation, biological process: positive regulation of translation. Gene Ontology annotation, molecular function: mRNA 3'-UTR binding. Lineage: Eukaryota; Metazoa; Chordata; Actinopteri; Siluriformes; Ictaluridae.